AUGACCUCCGGUACGGCGACGCUACGGUUAUGGCCUCUACCCAGACAAAUCACUUCAACUUCCCAUACUUCCCUCCACCACCCCACGUACACUUUCCAACCACCACCUCCCCACCCUUUUCAGCCGCCCACUCCCUCAUGGUCACCGCCACCGCCACCGCCACCCCCAUCUCACCCUUUUGCUCCACCACCUCCUCAUGUUCGCCCUCCGCCACCUUCACCGUCACCAGAUAACAAUAUUCCCACAGUAAUAGUCAUUGUGUUCAUCUCAUUUGGAGGUCUUUUCUUCCUUGCAUUCCUUGCAGCUGCUGUCUUUUGUUGCAUUAAGAGAAGAAAGAAGAAGACGAUUGAAGAAACCAACAUCUUUCACGUCGAUGAACACAGGAAGGUCAAGGAGGCUAUCAUAGAGGGGUCCGAUGGAUCGCAGGCUGUGAUAUUGUCAAUUGAGGAUGGUGUGCAUAUUGAUGAAGUGAUUAGGAAGAACGAGAAGUUUGGUGAUGGUUUGCAUGAUAAGUCUGCAGAGGGCAGAUCAGCUGGCAAACUUGAGGAGAGAACAUCUUCUUCAGGUGCUUGCAAAUUUUGGUCGACCCACGAGUUGCCGGAACUCGUUGAGGAAGAAGCUUGUUUUGGGGAUAAGAAGGUUCACUAUACAGAAGCUGAGAUUGAACUGUGA
Molecule: messenger RNA, 672 nt
Organism: Alnus glutinosa
Lineage: Eukaryota; Viridiplantae; Streptophyta; Magnoliopsida; Fagales; Betulaceae
Product: protein TRACHEARY ELEMENT DIFFERENTIATION-RELATED 7A-like
Exons: 3
Coding region: 1-672 (223 amino acids)
Biological process (GO): plant-type secondary cell wall biogenesis
Source: RefSeq, a predicted model, not a curated record